AUGGCAGUAUCCUACGUCGCUGUCCUCUAUGCUCCGAUGGUCAUCCUCCGCUUCCGCCCCGACCUCGCUCCGCACCUUCCUCCACCGUCGUCGCCGCGCCUGCGCCGCCGUCGCAUCCGCCGCCUCUGCCCUUGCCACCGUGUCCCUCCUCCGAGUAAGUGCCCGUGCUCUCCUCCGAUUCAGGCCGUGGCGAUUCCACUUCUCCUUACAUCCCUAGUGUAUGCUGGGUCAUUCGUCACUAGAUUGUGGCUCCUAGAGAGUUCUUGGGGCAGUGGCGAUGAGGUGGAGAUAGGCUGCGCCCAGAGGCUUGCACAAUGGAUCCAAGCUGCUGUUGCGGAUGUUAUGGUUUGGCGGAACUAUGUAGUGACAAGCUCUCCAAGAAUAUCGACGUCGUCAUAUCCAUUGACAUCCAUCCUCAUGGAUCUGAAGCAGAUGGUCCAGUCCCUGAUUCUGUUGGUGCCAAUAGCAAAGAUCCUGGAGUCGCUUGCCAGUGAAGAACUGAACCUUUCUGUUGACAGCACACUUAAACCAUUUAUUCGAACUACACCAGCAGGGAUGCAAUUUUAUGAGAUCGCUACUGAUUGUAGGUGUCCAGUUAGGCUACACUGUAAUCUUUGGAUGUGUUGUAGUACGUUGUACAAUUCCAAACAAGACAAGACUCUAUUAAUUGGUGUUCAAGGUUCAGCUCGACCUGCAGAAGAGAAUUUAGGGACGUUUCAUCCGUUGGUGCUCAACGCUGCCUACACUGGCAGCGUCGUCGACUUCGUCGUGCUCUCCACCUACAGCCAGACAGUACAACCUCCGUUCAAAACGCCCGCAAGCGUUUUGGAAAGGCAAGUUUCCUUUUCCUUCGUCCAAUCCCUUCUUUGCGUAAUGCUAGGAACAUCUGUUUUCCAUUUCCAUAGCAUCCAUGUACAUAAUACAUCGGAAUGUCGAACAUUGCAUCGGAUGAACCAUGAUCAUGCUAGCUGGGAUGACAGAACCUGCUCAUUGUUUCUUGAGCUAAUCACUCAGCGGAAAAACCUAUGUCACUGGGGCAACAAUACCCCAACCGCUACCGGGUGGACAAAUGUCCAUCGUGCCUUUAACGAGGCCACAAGGCUCGAGUACAACAAGAAACUGCUCCAGAACAAGUACAACGAGCUCAAAAGGGCGUAUUUCAAUUGGCGCGACGGUCGGAUUCAUACUGGGCUAGGCCGUGACCCGCAUACUAGAGAGGUGACAGCUGACCCUAGUUGGUAUGCCGCAGGCACCGGGGAAAGUAGCCAAACCGCUCGUGAGAGGUUCAGACGUCCACACUGCUGUGAGCAACUGAUCUUGAUUUUGGGACGCACCCCACGUGACAGGGGCGAGUUGGUAUCUGCAGGGGGACAUCAACCUGACCGUACAUCCAGCAGUGCAAGCCCUCAGACUCCUCAAGCCUUGUCCGACGAGCCCGUACAACCACAUAGUGUUGGUCAGUCCUCCAAGAGAGUCACUAGGGACCAUUCCGUUAACAGUCCUCGCAGUAAGAAGAGUAGCAGGACUCCAACCCUUGAUGAUUGCCUUGAUGACCUGAGCAACAUUAUCAAGGAUACUAGGGCGCAUAAGGCCCAUCAAGUCACUGAUGCCGAGGAGAUGGCCCAAGUCAAUCAGAUUCUGAAGCAAGAUGGUUACAACAAGAGUGAUGUAGUCUUUGCCUAA
Miscanthus lutarioriparius is the source of this 1683-nucleotide messenger RNA. The record is from the annotation of a GenBank genome assembly. NCBI's taxonomy places the organism in Eukaryota, Viridiplantae, Streptophyta, Magnoliopsida, Poales, Poaceae.